This is a messenger RNA of Letharia lupina, 579 nucleotides long. RefSeq lists its product as uncharacterized. The transcript is spliced from 2 exons. Lineage: Eukaryota; Fungi; Ascomycota; Lecanoromycetes; Lecanorales; Parmeliaceae. The coding region runs from base 1 to 579 and encodes 192 amino acids. The record is from RefSeq and is a predicted model, not a curated record.
AUGUUCCACAAACACCUCGACCAAGCCUCCAAGAGGUACAAGGAGCAUCCCAACGUUGCCGCGAUGUACACCAGCCUCCCCAAAGACAAAGCACACAGACCACAGCGAGCCCCAACCCAAGACUACCCUCCCAAAAUCCGGGAUUUCGCCUACGAUAAACAUGAAUCGGAAACAAAUACCCGCGACUUCAUCGCCAAAUUCGCCGACUUCGGCUUCCGAAGCCAUCACAGGAGAGUGAACAACGGAGAUCUGCUCUCGAAAGCCGGCGUUCUCGGCUACGAAAAAAAGAGGCAACUCCAGGAUCCUUCUGUCGGUCUCAAGGCACAGUUUCCCGGCUGUUUCGACAUGGACUACCAUCCACCGCAACGCCAGGAGCGUCCAGUCUCGGAGACGACCACCACAACGGCCACGAAUUCGGUAUCCUCGGACCUCUCCGGUACUACUGACACACCUUCUCUCGCCACUAGCGCUACCAUGGAGUCUCUCGAGGAGGGAAGCAACGGCAGAAGACCCCGAGGCAUUCGUGACAACCCGCUGAUACUUGCUGUCGCUGUUUGUAUGUUGGAGUAUAUGAAUUGA